This is a messenger RNA of Oikopleura dioica, 1047 nucleotides long. The record is from the annotation of a GenBank genome assembly. Lineage: Eukaryota; Metazoa; Chordata; Appendicularia; Copelata; Oikopleuridae.
AUGGGAUUCGCGGCAAGACUUUUGGAUCGCGAUUUCGCCGAUUCCGUCAUUUGCUAUCUUUGCAAGGAGGUACUUGAAGAUGUUGUGGCUUUAGCUUGUUGCGAAGAGCAUUGUUGUAGAAAAUGCUACGACUCAAAGAAAAGGGGGAAUGAAGAGUGCGUUUGUGGCCAAAAUGUAGUCGACCACAUUGAAGAUCGCCCAAUGAAAAACGAACUUGCCGAAGCCGGAGAUUUCGAAUGUACAAAAUGCUUUGCCAAACCGCUUCGAUACGAUCUUCUUCCACGGCAUAUGAAGGAUGACUGUGCUAGGCGAACUGUUUACUGUCGCCAUUGCGAAAGACAUCAUGGAGCGGAUUAUGUCGAAAGCUGCGCCAAAAAUACCGAUGCAGCGGCAAUUCAUCGCGAACGAGCUAGGCUAGAAAGAGAAGCCGCGCUUUCAAAAAAAAGAAUGGAAGAUGCGAUAAAAAGCGAACACGAAGCAAAAAUGAAGAUCGAAGAAGUCCAACAGCGCGAAGAUAUUCUCCAAACAAGAUUCAACCAACAAAAAGAACAACUUCGCCAAACUGAGCAACAAGCAAAUCGAAUAAUGAUCGCCCAGCACCAGGAGCGACUCAAUAAUCCACCACCACCAAAUGAAAGAAUCGUCACGAGACCGCUUCGAUACGGCCCUAAUGUUGGAACUAACUUUGUCAGAAAACAGAUUCCUUGGCAAAAUGACUUCAAAAAACUUACUUUUGGGUGGAUUCAAAAUCGAUUUGGCAAGCCCAUUGCUCCAGAAAAGCGUGAAUUGAUGAUCAAUAGGGAAGACACAGUCAGAUCCGUUCGAGAUAAAAUUCGGGCGCAGUGCAAAAUCGAGUGGCCACGACAAUUGUUUUACAACGGAAUAACCGAUCGAAACUCCAAACUCAUCAACAACAUCGACCCAAUCAAAGAAAUCGAUGAUAUAACAGUCGGAGCCGAUGGGAUUCUUUGGAUCGGGAGGAGCAAUAUUUGGGACGAUGAGCAAUUUCUUGAAGACCAAAAGAAUGCUGCUUCCUAUCGAUACUGA